AUAUUUAUAAUAUAUUUUUAUUACUUAUUCCAUCUUAAUUGUAAUAGACAAGUAUGGAUGUUAAAAAUCUUGAACCUUACGCUAUUAUAGGUUUUGAUGGUUCUGCUAUAAGAAGUUUGAAAGUUCAUCCAAAUGGUGAACAUAUUGUAUACCCGAUGGGUAAUAAGGUGUGCAUCCAAGAGUGGAAGACAAAGAAAAUGUCCUUUCUUAGUGGACACACAAACAGCGUCUCUACCGUGGCCGUGUCUCCCAAAGGAACGUAUGUGGGAUCCGGGCAGAUUAACCAUAUAGGUUUCAAAGCGUCUGCGAAAGUGUGGGAUUUCAAGAAACGAGUGGUAGUGGGCACUCAUGAAUUGCACAAGGUUCGCGUAGAAGCACUAACGUUUUCAUCGGACGAGCGCUACAUGAUAUCUCUUGGUGGUCGGGAUGAUGGUUGUGUAGUACUAUGGGAUUGUGUCGCUGGCGCUGCCACUGGAACGGCGGCGGCUGCGCGCCUCACAACGGGGGAUGCUAUGACGCUCACUGCUUUGACUUUGCGGGUUAAUUCGUUUGUUACUGGCGGUGAUUCCAAUCUUCGUGUCUGGAACAUACGUGCGGCGAGCAAGAAUUUAGAUGUCGUCGACGUUUCGCUCGGCAAAUUGCGUAGAACUGUGCGAUGUAUUGCCAUCAGCCAGGACGAUUCCUAUGGGAUAGCUGGCACUACUUCAGGUGAUAUGAUCAAGUUUUCCAUAAAUUACCCUCCGGAUCCAAUGAUGGAUGUCGCCAAUAUUAAGCCAACAUUCCUCGGAUGUUUGGCUAAAUGUGGACCUUGGAAGAAAGGAAAGCGCCCAGAGUCACUGUGUUAUAGUCUCGGAAUAGAAACAAUAAUGAUCAUGGAAGACGGAUGUUUAAUCGUGGGUUCUGGGGAUGGUACUGUGGAUAUUUUGGAUGAAAUCAAUUGGAAGGGAGACUUCCCCAAAGGCAAAGUUCUAGACCCGAAUAAGCCGUUUUAUAGAGCGUUAAAAUCAACAAAACUGAACGGAAGCAUAACAUCACUUGAGUUGAUGGAGACGCCUCAACUGCGGGGUGAUAAACGACUGCUAUUAGCUGGAACCAGGACGAGUGAAAUAUACGCGAUAAAUGUGAAAACCUUUGAACCGACCCUGGUUGUGACGUGUCAUCGAUGUGCUAUUAAUGAUAUUGCGUUUCCGAAGGGAAUGUCAGGUGUGUUUGCUACAGCUGGCGCGGGCGAUGUUCGCGUGUGGUGCGUUAAAACUGCACAAGAGUUGUUACGUAUCGUCGUGCCUAACUUUAUUUGUUCAUCCGUUUUGUUCUCUAGUGACGGAAAGUCGAUUGUUUCAGGUUGGAACGACGGGAAUAUCCGAGCCUUCACGCCACUAACUGGUAGAUUAAUUUAUUGCAUUUUUAACACGCACAAUAAGGGCGCUUCGGCACUUGACAUGACGCAUGAUGGACGGACGCUCAUUUCUGGAGGUUGUGAGGGUCAGGUUCGUCUCUGGGACAUAAAACCGGAGUGCCAGAGUCUAAAGAAAGUCCUCAAAGAGCACAAGAGUCCCGUGUCGGCGAUACAAGUGUCGCCCAAUGAUAUGGAAGCGGUCAGCGCGGGGACCGACGGAUCGUGUAUUAUAUGGGAUCUCGUUUCGCUAUCCCGUCGCCAAGUGAUGUACGCGAACACGCUGUUCAUGUGCGUGUGUUUCGAACCCCGCGGCUGUCAGCUAUUAACCGGAGGAACAGACCGACGAAUUGCUUAUUGGGAAACUGGUAGCGGGAAUCUUGCUAGAGAGUUGGAAGCUAGCAAAGUGGGCGCUAUUAACGGGGUUGAUAUAACUCAAAACGGUGAAUUAUUCGUCACAGGGGGAAAUGAUCAGAUGGUGAAGCUAUGGAAGUACCAGGAGGGCAUCUACACGCACACGGGGCUGGGGCACGCGGGCGCGGUGACGUGCUGCCGGUUCAGCCCGGACGGCGCCAAAGUGGUCAGCUGCUGCGCGGCCGGCUGCGUCAUCGUGUGGCACGUGCCGCAGCAAUACUGUCAAAAGGAGAAACCGCCAUCUAGCAGGAGAAGUGUGCAGGAAUCUCCAAAAACACUACAAGAAGAGUUGAGGUUGCCUCUCGACGAGAAACCGGCGCAGAAAGCGGCUGGUGACAGACAACAUAAGUUGCCUGCAGCUCCUUCUAAGACAGAGAAAAUAGAAGCAAUGGACACAACCCGCAGCAGCGUACUCUCGUGCUGUCCGUGCGACUCCGUGCGGUCCAACGCGAGCGAAGCGAACAAAACCACGCCCAAAAUUAAUAAAUGCUGUAGACCUACGGAUAAUUUACCAACUCGAACGACAAGUAAAGAAUUCGUCAGCGGGAGUGGGGACAAAAAGUGAUACCACGAUUUGGUAUCAUUUUUUGAGGGAUAAUGAAAGACUGCAUUGUAUCAAUAAUUAUUUAUUACAUUUCAUAUAAAAUA
Molecule: messenger RNA, 2455 nt
Organism: Colias croceus (clouded yellow)
Lineage: Eukaryota; Metazoa; Arthropoda; Insecta; Lepidoptera; Pieridae
Product: cilia- and flagella-associated protein 52
Exons: 16
Coding region: 54-2372 (772 amino acids)
Biological process (GO): cilium assembly
Molecular function (GO): protein binding
Source: RefSeq, a predicted model, not a curated record